Molecule: messenger RNA, 4078 nt
Organism: Melanotaenia boesemani (Boeseman's rainbowfish)
Lineage: Eukaryota; Metazoa; Chordata; Actinopteri; Atheriniformes; Melanotaeniidae
Gene: olfml2a
Product: olfactomedin-like 2A
Exons: 8
Coding region: 185-2149 (654 amino acids)
Biological process (GO): signal transduction
Source: RefSeq, a predicted model, not a curated record
UCAGAGCGCGCAGUACAGACACAGGACGAAGCGCACAAGAAUCUUUAUUAACAAUCUUACUGAAGAAUCCUCAUCUACGUGAAGUGAAAAUGGCGCUAAAAUAGGCGCAUCCUUUCACCUUAUGGACUUUUUGCAGUGACUCGGUUUGGAUUUCUACACUUGGUGCUCAGAGACUCCGAGAAAAAUGUGGAGAUACACGAACUUGUUCGCCUGUCUGCUGGUUCUGUGUAAGGAAGCGUCCUCACAGGGCAAGAUCUUUGGGGAGACUGAGCCUGUUCGGAUGACAUCUGAGGGCUCAGACUGCCGUUGUAAGUGCAUCAUGCGUCCUCUGAGUAAGGAUGCCUGCCUUCGGGUGCGGAGCGGCAGCGUACGAGUGGAGGACUUCUACACAGUAGAGACGGUCAGCUCCGGAUCAGACUGUAAGUGCUCGUGCACAGCCCCGCCAUCCUCCCUAAACCCCUGUGAGAAUGAGUGGAAGAUGGAGAAACUGAAGAAACAGGCCCCAGAGCUACUGAAGCUCCAAUCUAUGGUGGACCUCCUCGAGGGAACACUCUUUAGCAUGGAUCUAUUGAAAGUCCACUCUUACAUCAACAAGGUGGUCUCUCAGAUGAACACCCUCGAAGAGACAAUCAAGACAAAUCUUUCGCGAGAGAAUGAAUUUGUUCGGGACAGCAUGAUGAGCCUCACCAACCAGUUUAAAAGAUAUGAGAACUACUCCAACAUUAUGAUGAGCAUCAAGAAGGAGAUCUCCAGCCUCAGUCUGCAGCUGUUGCAGAAGGACUCCUCUGAGAGCAAAGCACAGGACACUCGUGAUGAGAAAACCAAGGCUGCUGUAAGAACACCAAACAAAAAGACCCCUGCUGCCAAACCCCCUCCCAAACCAGUCAAAGAAAAGGCAGUUAAUCCCAAGAAAGAGCUCAUCAAACCUGGGAAACCAGCCAAGCCUGACCCCACAGCAAAAGCCAAGGUGGCUGUCCACCAGCCUGGUGUGGUGAGAGGCAUCACGUACUACAAAGCCUCUAAAACCGAUGAAGAUGCACACAGAGGAGACCACUCUGCUAAAUCAUACACAGUCCAUCAUGUCACAGAAAACCAGUCUGAGGAUGGAGGGGCUGAAAUGAUCCUUGAAGCAGUGGAGGCCACAGUGGCUGAGCCCAUGGAUACUACCCCAGCUUCAACUGCUACUACUACUACUGCUGCUGCCACAACCACAACUACUACCACCACAGCCUCCACUCCUGCAGCACCUACAACUGUCUCCAUACAAAGUACCCCAGCAUCUGAAAGACCAGCUCCAACAAUUGUGUUGAUGCUGGACAACCUAAACAACAACAGCCGUCCCAGUCUCCACAGAGCAGGAAAGAUCCUUAACUGUGAAGGGACUCUGGCAUCUAUUGAGCAGCCAGAGAAGCAGCACAGUUAUGGGCGAAACGAAGGAGCCUGGAUGAAGGAUCCUCUGGCUAAGGACUCCAAGAUCUACGUCACUAACUAUUACUAUGGAAACAACCUGGUGGAGUUUCGCAACCUGGACAGCUUCAAGCAAGGUCGUUGGAGUAACCUUUUCAAACUGCCAUACAAUUGGAUCGGCACGGGCCAUGUUGUUUACAAUGGAGCCUUCUACUACAACAGGGCCUUCACAAGGAACAUCAUCAAGUAUGACCUGAGGAUGCGAUAUGUGGCAGCCUGGACGCUGCUGCAUGACGUGGUUUAUGAGGACACCACCCCCUGGAAGUGGAGGGGCCACUCGGACAUUGACUUUGCAGUGGACGAAAGUGGCUUGUGGGUAAUCUACCCUUCCAUGGACUAUGACUACAACCAGCAGGAGGUGAUCGUCAUCAGUAAGCUGGAUCCUGGAGACUUGUCCCUAAAAAAGGAAACAACCUACAGGACAGGUCUGAAGCGGAAGUCUUACGGAAACUGCUUCAUUAUAUGUGGUGUCUUGUAUGCUGUCGAUGUGUACAACCAGAAAGACGGGGAGGUGAAUUAUGCUUAUGACACUCACACCAACACUGAAGCUAUCCCACGCUUGCCCUUCACCAAUGAGUAUGCCUACACCACCCAGAUAGACUAUAACCCUAAGGACAAGAUGUUGUACGCAUGGGACAAUGGCCAUCAGCUCACAUAUCGGGUAAACUUUGUUGACGAGUGAGCACAGUAUGUACUACACUUACAGGAAGCUCACAGCAGGCCUGACAAUACGGCACCCAGACAGAAGAUUCUCAGUAUUUACCAGCCUUAAAGCAGCCAUAUUGGACUCAGCAGGACAGAGGAUGUACCUACACCAGCCUUCCAGUACCAAUACAUUCAAGUAACUGAUCUCACAGUGUACUAAGCAUACAUGCCUCAAAUAUGUGUUGAUGUGCUGGUACAAAAUGUAAAAAGAUGUGGAAAUAAUAUUGUUGGUUGAGUUAACCUUUGAGCCCUGUGCCUAGUUUUAGCCCACUGCUCAAAAAUUGUAUACCCAUGAUGAAAUGAGUAUCUCUAUUACACGCCUGAAUACUUUUAGAGUCAUUGUAAAGGGAGAUUUUGUUAAGAUGUCUACAAAUCAGUAUAUAUUACUGGUAAAGAAUAAUUGAUGAUAACACAUAACAAAUGAAGAAAGUUUCAGGCUCGCCUGAGAAACAGAAAUCAAACACUUUUAUGAUGAAUAUGAAUAACUAUUUGGAAUGAUGCAGUUGUGGCUACAAAACUCUUUCAUAGUACAAAAUAUAUAUUUCAUAUCUGCUAAGGUCAACUCUGAUGAAGAAGCAAAACAAAAUGAGUGAGGUUUUAGUUCAAACAGUUCAGAUGAUUUAAAAAUUAAGGUUACCAAACUGGACAAUUUGGCAAACUUUGGCACCAUCUGUACCCAAAGUCCGUCAAUCAGGGGAGUUCAGCUUUUUAAAGGUUAAAGUUAAUUAAGAAAUAUACUGAUUUCUUUUCAUGUGCAUUAACUGAAUAUCAGCAUGUUGGCUAAAGAGCAGACAUACUGCAAAAAUCAAAGGAUUUUUGCUUAUGGGACUGUCGCUGGAUGGUCAGAAGCUGACAUCAGUCAAGUAUGCACCCAAACAUAAGCUUUAAUAUCUCUGUAAAGGUUUGCUUAAUCUGUUUUGUGUUGUAAUACAGUCAUUUCCAAAGCCAUUCAGAAUCAUUCUCUCACUCCACAUUAGUAGUUUUAAAUUGGCUAUUUUCCUCACAACCUACAACCAAUAAUCCAUUGUGAUGAACAGAAAACAUAAAUAUUAUCUAAAUCUAUUAGAAAUAAACUGACAUCUUUCAGUUAGAAUACUUUUCAUCCCUUCCAGAUUAGUUGAAUUCCUCCGGAUUUCUUUAGUAAUCCUUCAGAUAUGUCUGGAAUCUUUUUUGUUCUCCCUUUUUAACUCAACCAGAGACAUUAUUUCCCCUCUGAGGCAGUUUGGCCUCUACGUAAUGUUCAAAAACUUAAUUUUCAGCCAUACUGUCAUUUGCCCAUUGACUCCAUCCUGUUACCAAGUGACCAAAAAAAUCUGCUUGAUUAUUAUUUCGGCUUCACAUUACCACUGAUGUUAUUUUGAAGGAUGUGUUGAAAAUAUACACAAGUAUCUCUAAGCUUACAUUUUUUACAUGUGCAUAGAUUUAUUUGACAGUUUUGUAUAAACCGCAGCUUUUGUCCAUUAUAUUAACUUUUGUUUAACCACCACAUAUACUGUAAUUGAGCAUUUGAACAUUUUCACCUCACAACAACUGCGAUCAGUCAUGUGCAUAGAAAACGUCCGUCAGUCAUAGUAUUUUCAAUAAAAAUAAAAUCCAGGGAAACGUCUUUGUUUUGAUAAUGACUAACAUCUUGAGAAUGAUCAGAUUUACAACAUAUGAGGUAACUCUUGCAGAACCUCAUAAUGUUGUUUUGGUCUUUUGUACCAUAACUGAUUUAUAACCACUUUAAUUUGCUCAUUUCAUUUUCAAUGAAAGUUUUAUAAGAUUACUCAUUACAGUCAUUCCAACUGCAGCAAAGUCAUUUGUUUAAGUCUUUACAUAAAAUAAUGUUAUAAAAUGUAACAUAGUGCUUAAAACCAAAUGUGCGUGCGCUUUGUGCCAUGAAAUAAAAUGUCCAUUAUGAGAA